CCGUAGACGCGGUGGAGCCUGGGUAGAACAGUGAAAGCGGCGGGAGAGCGACAUAAUCGUCCCCAAAUUGAAUAACAGCUAGUUAUACUGCACAAUAAAGCAAGUAGUGUGCAUUUGCUCGUUUAAAUUAAGCUUAAGUUUAGUAAAAACCAAAGGUGCAGAUACUACUGUUGACUCUGUUGACGGCUUAUAUUGAUGUAGUGUUGCUUUUAAAGCAUUCCCCGGGAAUCUGGUUUGAACGUUUGUUUUUGGUUAGCCCGUUUUUAGCGCUUCAGCAACAAUGGCGAAGGUACAGGUGUUAAAUGUGGCUGUCCUAGAUAACCCGAGUCCCUUUGGAAACCCCUUUCAGUUUGAAAUAACUUUUGAGUGUAUGGAGGACCUUCCCGAAGACCUGGAAUGGAAGAUCAUCUAUGUUGGCUCAGCAGAGAGUGAAGAGUAUGACCAAGUCCUCGACUCCGUCUUGGUCGGCCCUGUACCUGCUGGGAGACAUAUGUUUGUGUUUCAGGCUGAUGCCCCAAACACUGGAUUGAUUCCUGAAAGUGAUGCUGUUGGUGUUACUGUAGUGCUGAUUACGUGCACAUACCGUGGCCAGGAGUUCAUUCGCAUUGGUUAUUAUGUGAACAAUGAAUACACAGAACCCGAGCUUCGUGAAAAUCCACCGAUCAAGCCAAACUACACACAGCUCCAGAGAAAUAUUCUGGCAUCAAACCCACGUGUGACCAGAUUCCAUAUAAACUGGGAGGGCUGUGCAGAGCGAAUGGAGGACUGUGAAAAUGUGGAUCCCACAUCAAACUCCAUGCUCCCUCCAUCAUGUCUCCCAGGCAAGGCCCCCCCCUUAGGGAUACUACCAGAUAACUCUAUGGACUGCUUAUAGAGACAACACCGACCCCAAAGGUGAUAAUUCGCAGCACGAGACCUUUUGAAGAAUGCCUGUGAACAUUCGUGUGUGGAUGUACAGACAUCUUUGCCUUACAGCUGUCCUUAUUUACCUGAACUCUCAUCUUGGGCUUCGGAUGAGUGUUUGUUCCAAGAAGGAUUAUGAACAUCUCACUGGUAUAAUCAUCACUUAUAGAUGUGGAGUUCCUUGACAUGAUGUUGAAAGUAUUAUCCAAGUAGUUUAACUCAUGGAAGGGAAUAAGGUAACUAUGAAAUGAUGCAGCUGAACUGAAAGAGCCCAGAAAGCUGAUGUGUGAUUCACAGUCCUUCCUUAUGUUGGUGCAGAACUAAGUUGUACUCAUUUUAGAGGAUGUCAGCACCGAAGCAAUAGGCAAAUAAAUUGCAAUGUUGUUGCUGUACAGGAAUUUGAUAAUCUACCAUUAUAUUCGUGUUCAAAUUUAUUUUGCACUUAAACCUUUUCCCACUUAGAUUGUGGAGUUUCAGAUGGGCUACAUCACUUUCUCUCUGUUCUUUUUUUUGUUUGCAACUUUGUGUUCUAAAUAAAAAAAAAUUGUAUUUGUUA
Molecule: messenger RNA, 1459 nt
Organism: Cottoperca gobio
Lineage: Eukaryota; Metazoa; Chordata; Actinopteri; Perciformes; Bovichtidae
Gene: asf1ba
Product: anti-silencing function 1Ba histone chaperone
Exons: 4
Coding region: 281-874 (197 amino acids)
Biological process (GO): DNA replication-dependent chromatin assembly
Cellular component (GO): chromatin; nucleus
Molecular function (GO): histone binding
Source: RefSeq, a predicted model, not a curated record